UUAGAUGGAACAUGGCUCUCUCCAGAGGUUUGAGGUGCUGUCAAAGGGUUUUCUCCUGGAUACCUGUGCUUAUUAUAACCUCCGUGGUGUUGUGGUCAUACUACGCCUACGUCUUUGAGCUAUGUCUUUUUACACUCACCAACACAUUGGAAAAAGUGGUCUAUCUACUAGUAUUUCAUGUUUGCUUUGUGAUGUUCUCCUGGACCUACUGGAAGUCCAUCUUUACCCCUGCUGCAUCACCAUGCAAAAAGUUUCAGCUGUCAUACUCAGACAAGCAAAGAUACGAGAUGGAGGAGAGGCCAGAUGCCCAGAAACAAAUCCUGGUUGAGAUUGCAAAGAAACUGCCCAUCUUCACUCGAGCUCAAUCUGGAGCUAUCAGGUUCUGUGACCGCUGCCAGGUACUGAAGCCUGACCGCUGUCACCACUGCUCAGUUUGUGAAACAUGUGUGUUGAAGAUGGACCAUCACUGUCCCUGGGUGAACAACUGUGUGGGCUUUUCCAACUACAAGUUUUUUCUGCUUUUCCUCUCCUACUCCAUGCUGUACUGUGUAUUUAUUGCAGCAACAGUCUUUCAGUAUUUCCUCAAAUUCUGGGUGGGGGACUUGCCAAAUAGGCCCGCAAAGUUCCAUGUCCUCUUCCUUAUGUUUGUGGCGCUCAUGUUCUUCGUCAGUCUCAUGUUCCUCUUUGGCUAUCACUGUUGGUUGGUGGCCAAGAACAGAUCCACUUUAGAGGCCUUUUCAGCUCCAGUUUUUGUCAAUGGACCAGACAGAAAUGGCUUUAAUGUUGGCAUACGCAAAAACCUGCAGCAGGUAUUUGGAGAAGAUCGAAGACUUUGGUUCAUCCCUGUCUUCACAAGCCAAGGGAACGGCCACUACUUCCCCUUGAAGAAUCGGAGUUCUGAGUCCCAGAACCCCUUAUUAGCUAAUGAGGACAUGUGGGAGGAGUCAGAUGAUGGCUCUGAAGAAGGAAGCUUAGUUGAGGACCAAGAUCCGUCUGUUACAAUAGAGAUGGAGGAAUAGUAAUUUAACGUAAGGACAAUUUACACUGGUACAGAGGAUGUAGAUUUAUAUUGCACACACUGUGUACCAUGAGGCAAAUGCAUUCCAAAUCAUAUGGAUGCUCAGACAAAAAAAAAUCUGAAGGGGGGCCAAAUGAGUGGAUUAAAGCCGGCAUUUGGAUUGUCAUUGCCACUUUUACCCUGGCAUUUUACAUCAUGAAAAAUAGAGGAACUCACUGGAUGACCAGCGACAGCAUCGCCUCUUCUCUCAUGGAUGGACAAACAACAGUAUCAGUUUGAUUCGGAAAAAAAAUUGUCAAAUAUUACCUCACAUACAAAAAGGCAACUGUUAUUUACCACAGCUCCUAUAUUUGCUUCUUGUUGUUCAUCUCAAGGCACAGGCCUCUGUGGGAUUAUGAAUUACUGUUAAUUGGGAAGCUUCUGUCUGGCACUGUGCUUUUUUUUUUUUUUAUAUGCCUCUCUUUCAGUGUUGGGUUGAGUUUACAGUGUUGCACCUUUGAGCUUGGUCUGUGCAGGGUGGUAUCUAAUGUGACCUCGCACCCAUAAUGCCCCAGAGGUCUCUUGUAGUGAUUCAGUUGUCUGGCCUCUACUGGUUUAGAUCUUAGCAGCAUAUUUACAUAAUAUUUUAUUUUAUUUUUUUCAAUGAACAUAAGCAUAUUAGAAUACCUGACUUAACCUGCGCCUUAUUAAUAUAUUUAUACCUGUGUUUUGGGAGUCCACUUCUCCUAAGAAUGUAUCCAGCAUCCUGCUUGUGAGUAGAUUGUGCCAAUGUUUUAGGCACCUAUUUACGAAAGAACCUAUCAUAUGUUUGAACAGAGUAUUUUAUCAUUAACUUUUGAGUUAGAAUGCCAUUACCAAUGUCUGAUCAGACUAGUGACAGCAAUCAAAACUAGCAUACAUUUGUAGUUUUGGUUCAUGUUACGUUUGAUAAUUAAAGAUGAGAGUAUCUCAGAGUAUUAUGGCAAACUUAAUAUAAUGUCGAUUAUUUUUGAGUGGAAUCCUAUCCUGAAUAUACUCUAUAUCAUGACUUAAAUGCUGGUGGCUACAGUGCUGAUUAAAAUAAAAAUGCACUGCUCAGUUUUGACUUUUAAGUCUGGGAUGAGCAUACAAAACAUACUGUGAUAAACAUUUUUUAAAUUAAUUAUCACAAUCUUGUUUUCUACCAUAUCAUCCAUCCCUAUUAAGAUAACACUGCUGUGUGGAUGCAAAGUGAUAAGAAAGUGAAAAUAGCUUUCAUCAUAGGCACAAAAUCAUGUAUAGGAGAGGACAUAGGUUUUUCUAUGUCUGUUUUUUUUUUUUUUUUUCAUUUUCAAUCUUUUUACACAUGCAGAUAACUAUAUACAUGAAUAUAUAUACUAUACAUACUAUACAUGUAUAUACAGUAUAUGUAUAUGAAUAAUGACUGAUCCUCAUCCACUGGUUGGUAGAGUUCAGUGGUCUUCUGCAAUACGAUAUUCAGAUUUUUUACUACCUGUGUUUAUGUAUUUUGAAAUUGUGAAUACCAUUGAAACAGAUUCUCCUUAUCAAGGGUGUUUGGUUUAUGGACUUGUGUAUUUAGCCAGUGUACUUGAUUGAAAACCAUUUCCGUCAUUGAGUUUAUCCAUUUAUCCAUCAUGAGUAAAAUGUUAGGCCUUUAUCAAACCUCUAUGCUGUAUGAUCUUGACACUUUAACUUGCUUCAUCAGAUCUGUUUUUCUAAUGAGUUGGGUAAGCCAAAUCAAAUGCUGCUCAUAUCUGAGAAAUACAUCAAGUCAUUUAUUGAUUGAAACUGUGUUGUUUUUAUCUUAGGUAUGAUUCGGUGUUUGAAAGCAUGUAUAAAACAUUAGGAAAGAUGUGGAUGUUGAGUGUUUCAUGUCGUCUUGUGUCUAUUUAUUGUUAUAAUGUUCAGCUUUUUUCCUGUGUAUUGAGUUUACUGAUUCAUAACUGCUGCAGGCGGUGUCUGUUUAUUUUGCUCCAUCAAGUGACACUUAAACUAUUGAAGCAAUGUGCUUUUAUCAAAUAGUAGGAUAUUUAUAAAAUGAGAAGAUGACAAAUUAUACCCAUUUUGCAAACAGGAAACAGGAGUUCAGCAUUGCUAGAGCAUAUAUGGUCCCUUUUGAACUGUCUUUGAAGUAUGUGAUUGUGGCGCUUCCCUUUUUCAAACGCCUCUGAACCACCAAAAAAACUGACACUGUUUCAUUUGCUGUUCUGUCUGUUAACAAAUAUAAAUUCUUUAUUGAUUCAUCAGUUGUUGUAACAUGCAAAAUAAAAUGCUCCAUGUUGAACUCUU
Messenger RNA from Seriola dumerili (greater amberjack), 3286 nucleotides. RefSeq names its product zinc finger DHHC-type containing 15 (gene zdhhc15b). Gene Ontology annotation, molecular function: protein-cysteine S-palmitoyltransferase activity. Lineage: Eukaryota; Metazoa; Chordata; Actinopteri; Carangiformes; Carangidae. Gene Ontology annotation, cellular component: endoplasmic reticulum; Golgi apparatus. The transcript is spliced from 11 exons. Gene Ontology annotation, biological process: protein targeting to membrane; synaptic vesicle maturation; peptidyl-L-cysteine S-palmitoylation. The coding region runs from base 12 to 1019 and encodes 335 amino acids. The record is from RefSeq and is a predicted model, not a curated record.